Molecule: messenger RNA, 951 nt
Organism: Limulus polyphemus (Atlantic horseshoe crab)
Lineage: Eukaryota; Metazoa; Arthropoda; Merostomata; Xiphosura; Limulidae
Gene: Arpc3A
Product: actin-related protein 2/3 complex subunit 3-like
Biological process (GO): regulation of actin filament polymerization; Arp2/3 complex-mediated actin nucleation
Cellular component (GO): Arp2/3 protein complex; cytoskeleton
Molecular function (GO): actin filament binding
Source: RefSeq, a predicted model, not a curated record
UAGAGGGGAGGGGUCAGGGAAGGAAAUAAUAUCUUGGAAGUUAAGCAGUGAUACAGUCAAUGAAUAUUCGUUACGAUUAGUAUUUGUCAACCUUUUAGUUUUAAAGAUGCCAGCUUAUCAUUCUCAGUUCACCAAUCCUCCUCAACUUGUUGGAAAUAUGGCAUUAUUGCCCCUCAAAACACAGUGUCGUGGACCAGCUCCCAAAGAAAGUGGUGAUAUGGACAUCAUUGAUGAGGUUUUAUACUUCUUUAAGGCCAGUUUUUUUCGAACUUAUGAAAUUAAGAAUGAAGCAGACAGAGUGUUGAUCUAUUUAACCCUAUAUGUAACAGAUUGCCUGAAGAAGCUGCAGAAGUGUUCUAAUAAGAAUCAAGGUCUACAAGAAAUGUACAGUCUUGCCAUCUCCAAGUUCGACAUUCCCGGAGAACCAGGGUUUCCAUUAAAUGCCGUGUAUGCUAAACCAUCUUCACCACAAGAAGCAGAUACAAUGCGUCAAUAUAUACUACAACUACGUCAGGAAUGUGGACUUCGAUUAUGUGAUAAGGUAUUUUCGUCAGAAAAUGGAAAACCCACAAAGUGGUGGCUAUGUUUCUCCAGAAGAAAGUUCAUGGAUAAAAGUUUGUCUGCACCUGGUCAGUGAAGACUAGAAUGAAGAACAAUAAAACAGAAAACAUAAGUUUACUUCAAAGUUAUAAAUAAUAAAAUUAAUUAAAUUCAGUUCCCAACAGUGAAGUUUCCAGAGAAAAACCAUUACUGCUUUCCUUUAAAAGUGAUUAAGUUACCUUCUACUUCUUCAUCAAGUGUUUCUAAGAAUUUUUCAAUCACAGUUGUAUUUGUUGAUUAGGCUUAAACAUACAUUGAACAAUUUAUUCGUCUCUUUGAUUUGCCACAUUUGGUAAGUGUAUGACUGAACAGCCUUUUCAACUAUAUUAAAAAAUAAUAAUGCUGAAAAUA